GUAGACGCAGGAUGGUGCUCUGAGUGUGCAGACAAGAAACGAUAAUAACCCCCACUGGACCAUCUCCAAGGAGACAAACUCCAGAGAGUUGACUGCAGUGUUUGCUGUACAGUCUCCUAGGUGUGUGUCUGAUCUGUACACCACGGGCAAUGGGAAGAUGCUGCAGAUGCAACGGGAGACUGCUGUGCAUGUGCCUGCUGCCUUGUAUGAUGACCGGCCACCUUCUGGUUUACAUCCUCGUGUCCAUAUUUGUCACCAUCUCUUACGCGCCUCCAAAAAUAACCGUCCACUACGUUGCCCCGGGGGUUUCGGUUAAUUCUUCCGCCAUGGCCUCGCACCCACUUGGCCCUUUCUGGAACCUUCGCUUGGAGGACAGUGCACUGUGGAACCGGCUGCAGCACGCUUGGGAUCGCCAGCACAACCCAAUACUGAGAGGAAACACAACUGGGAAAAUGAGUAAGACAAAGGAGAGGCGUUUGUCACAAAUUGAGGAGGGAUGCCUUUCUGACUGCAUGUCACACAAGUGUUCAGUCCCCCGUAUGGAUGAUUUAAACAGCUUGCCUGAACAAAUUAGGGCAUUUAUCAAGUCCAUGCACUGCAGGGAGUACCCCCUCCUUAUCAAUCAGCCCGGUAUGUGUAGGAGUAACAACAGUAAUUUGAGGAGCAUGGACUCGCCCAUGCUCCUCAUGGCCAUCAAAUCUCAAGUGGGGAAUUUUGAAAACAGGCAGGCAAUCCGGGAAACGUGGGGACGCAGCGGUGUGGUGAAGGGGGAGUCCAAAAUAAAAAGCGGACUGGUGCGCACGGUGUUUCUGCUCGGAAGGCAGGACUCAAGUACGGGCCCUCACCCGGACCUCAAAAACCUCCUGGAGCUUGAGAACCAGAAGUAUGGGGAUAUCCUGCAGUGGGAUUUCAGAGACAGCUUCUUUAAUUUGACCCUAAAGGACUUGCUGUUCUGGAACUGGCUCGAGCAACACUGCCCCACCGCCCUGUUUGUCUUCAAAGGGGAUGACGACGUCUUGGUCCGGACGGACGUCCUCGUGGAUUACCUGCACAAACAGCUGGAGGAGCACAAUCUGUGGAGAGCCUAUACGAACGAAACCGACAUCAAUUUGUUUGUCGGGGAUGUGAUCAAUAACGCAAUGCCAAACCGGGAUCCGUCCACUAAAUACUACAUACCAGAGAGUUUCUACAAGGGCGUGUACCCACCAUACGCCGGUGGUGGAGGGGUGGUGUAUUCUGUCUCUCUUGCGUUGCGUUUGAAAAAGGUGUCCGAGAGGGUCCGCCUCUUCCCGAUCGACGACGUGUACCUUGGCAUGUGCCUGCACAGACUCGGCCUCUCUCCGGCCCAUCACCCGGGCUUUUUAACGUUCGAUCUCCCGCACACGGAGAGGGGCAACCCCUGCGCCUACGGGCCCGUGCUGCUCGUUCACAGACGCACACCCAAGGAGAUGCUGACGCUGUGGAAACAGCUCCAAAAUGUGCCUGGACAAUGCUGAGCUUAAUUUGCCAACCAAAUAGGACACAGAGCAACCGCACAAAUGCUAUGGCCACGCUCAUUUGAAAAAAAUGUACACAACGCGACAGGAUGCGCUCAGUACCCUGUUAAGGUCCCACGUAAUGAUACUUUUGUCCAAUGAGUGUAAGUCUGAGGAGGAGGAGACUGAUCUACCUCUUAGGGUACUUUUAUCAUGAGGGCAUGUACUUGGUCCUCUUUUGCUCAGUACAGGUCAUGUAUUAGCUCAAAAGUUUUAUUUUACUACCUAAAGAAAAUAUAACUUAACUUGCUGUAUCUUUGUAACACAGUGAAAGAUAAUGACAUAAAAAUAAUAUUUAUCACCCUUAAAAAGCUACAAAGUGAAUGAUGAUAAAAAAACAGAUUAUUUAAUAAAAAAAAAUCUAACACUCAUCUCAUCUUCCAUACCGCUUAAUCCUCACUAGGGUCGUGGGGGGUUGCUGGAGCCUAUCCCAGGUGGCAAAAUCCAACACUAAUGAGAUUAAAUAAUUUAAGUAGUUACAGCAGACACUAUUCCUUAACAAUGAAAGCGAGGAACUCACCAUAAAGCUGUGGAAAUUACUGUUUCUUGAUGGUGGUACAGAGGGAAUGCAGAAACACAACUAUAGCUGCUCACCUUGCAGAGAACCACGGACUACAUUGAUAUGUGUAGAUUUGAUGUGGAGGUAUAAAGCGAGCGAAAUUGGGAUUAGUAGAGCCCUGCCAGAGGAUCUCAAAUGGUGGUCUGGGUUCUUAGAAAAUUAGCAAAGCACAGAUGUAGACAUUAUAACAACAAUUUAAGACUCUCAACAUUGUUUUUGGUUUUCUGGGAGUCAUUCAUAGUAGCUGCUUUGUGUAUUCUCUGAACGAACGAAUGAAUGAAGCAAAUAUUCUGCUUACACAGCCAGCCCGUCAGUGUGGCCAUCAUGCAAUGUGUAUCCACGCUGCGGAGAGAAUGGAGUCUCAAAAGUGUCCUUAAUGUAUCUGGAGUGUUUUCACGCCUGUUCUUUAACCUGGCCACUUAUGAUUGGAUCACUCAAUGCUCACGUUGAUACUCGGUCUGAACAGGGCCUGAGACUCAAAGGUAACCAGUUGAGAACGGCAUAAAUUGGUGUAAUGCGAUCGCUUCUUCAGGUACACGCUGGAAGCCUGUCAGCAGGAUUUUUUUAUGAACUGCGGCCUUUGGAUGCGUCACCCGCUGACACCAAAAUAUGCAUUGCGAUGGAGACUUCGAGGAUAAACUCCUCGAAGUCUACAGAAGAACAGAAUAAUCAGUCAAAUGUAACACAUCUUUACAAACAUUAUUUAAUGAGGUGCUCCGUCUGGCUGAGAGAUCUUUAACGUUGGUAAUGCUGGGAGGGGAUAGGGACUUACUUUAAUAACAUCUGUUUUGGACUUAUUUUACAUCAGGAUAUUUCCGUAAAUCCAGUUUUUAGUUAAAGUCAUAAACUUAUACAGAGUUACCUUUAGUCAUAAAGGUGGUGCAUACUUGAAACAUCAAUGGUCUCAUGGCAUACAGUGAGCUUAAUGAAUGAAUUCAUUUGUACUUUCUCUUGUUUUUACAGUUUUCCAUCAAUUCAGAACUUGAAGCAAAGAAAAAAUGUCCCAAAUGAUUCACAUCUAUUAUGGCGUUUGAACUGUAGCCGAUGCCAAUAAAUUGUGGCUUCAGUGACAAUUAAUAGCAAUGCUCUUAAAGCUGCCACUAGUUAACGCAGAGGCCUUAGAUGUCGUAAUUUGAGCUUCACUGACCGUUACUAAAGAUAAAGAUCCAAAAUGACUGAAUUUGUACUCUGUGGUGUUGAUUAUUUAUAGACUGUUUUUGUAUUCAAAUCGGAAAUGUGGUGAUGUUACUGAACACAACCAACAGGAAAGCUUUGUGUCGCUGUCCUCAAACAUUGUGCAAACAUGUCCAACGUUGUUGGCUGAAUAAAUGUUUUUCAAAACCCUUCAUGACUAUCACAAUUUAUUUAUUUUGUUCGUAUGGUUCUGUAAUGAUACAUAGAAAUUUGAGUAAUACUCAAAGAGGGUACUUACAGUCUGAAAGGUUUCUGAAAUGUUGUCUCAUCAUUUUACAGCACAAUCAUUAAAACCACAGUAAUGUGCA
Mugil cephalus (flathead mullet) is the source of this 3596-nucleotide messenger RNA. RefSeq names its product N-acetyllactosaminide beta-1,3-N-acetylglucosaminyltransferase 2. The transcript is spliced from 2 exons. NCBI's taxonomy places the organism in Eukaryota, Metazoa, Chordata, Actinopteri, Mugiliformes, Mugilidae. Gene Ontology annotation, cellular component: membrane. Bases 150 to 1496 code for a protein of 448 amino acids. Gene Ontology annotation, molecular function: hexosyltransferase activity. The record is from RefSeq and is a predicted model, not a curated record.